Molecule: messenger RNA, 894 nt
Organism: Serendipita indica DSM 11827
Lineage: Eukaryota; Fungi; Basidiomycota; Agaricomycetes; Sebacinales; Serendipitaceae
Source: the annotation of a GenBank genome assembly
AUGCGUCACAAGAAACCCGUCAAAAAGCACCCAGCAAAGCGUGGUACACCUGCCACGCCGGUCCAGACUCAGCACUCCAACCAGACACCUGAAGCAACCACUCACAACGCUCACGACGAACCAAAACACUCUGCUCCAUCAUCAGUCUCCCACGAGGACUCACGACCAAGCUCCCCAAGCACGAAUGCUUCCAAGACGUCCUUUGUCCGACCUUCUUUAGCUCUAACGAAACUCGCGCACGAGCAAACACAGAUGCACGACUACUCCUAUCCAGAAGACGGCUACGAACACGGCCACGAACCGCACGAGGACGAGCCCUACACGCCCUCGGAUCCAUACUUUACCCCCGCGUCGCGCGAAAAGGGCGUCGGCGACUGGCUCACGCAGUGGGAGCACAUGAACUACCCUGGGAUGGAACUUGCGGAUCCGCAAUUCAUCGAAACGUGGGAAUUCCAUCUAAGACUGCGCCUCGAACAAGCGUACCCACGCAUGUGCUACUUUUUCCUCUGCGACAAGAAGCUAUUCGUGCUCGUGACGCUGCUUACGCUGAGAAGGAUGGCAAAAGCAGAAGGUCUGACGGGUAGACCGGUCGGAAAGUCGAAGCAGGACAGGCAAUUUGUGGACAAGAUUGCACAGUGCAUGAGGGAUGCAGAGCUGAGAUAUGACAAGGAUGAAGAGUGGAUGACUUGGUGGCGCGAGACGCUACUAACGGUUCAAGGCGGAUUGCAGAGGGGGUGGCUAUCAGCCGAUUCACCGGACGGCGACGACGAGACUGAACAUGAAGGACAGAAUAUUGUAUAUGCCAAGGACAUUAUGAAGCUGUAUCGACGAUUCGCAAAGAUUGCCAAACGUUUGGCAGAAGCAGAGGUAGAGAGUCACGAUGUUCACGUUUAG